This is a messenger RNA of Numida meleagris (helmeted guineafowl), 747 nucleotides long. Its product is annotated as nucleoporin-like protein 2. Lineage: Eukaryota; Metazoa; Chordata; Aves; Galliformes; Numididae. The record is from RefSeq and is a predicted model, not a curated record. Gene Ontology annotation, cellular component: nuclear envelope. Gene Ontology annotation, molecular function: nuclear export signal receptor activity. The coding region runs from base 1 to 672 and encodes 223 amino acids. The transcript is spliced from 3 exons.
AUGGUAAAACAGGAGACGUUCUCCUGCAAUAAAGACAAGAUGUGCUGGCUGGUCUUUUUUUUAUGGAUCUCACUUGUGCGGAACGACCAAAAGUCCUCAAGCUUUGGGUUGCCAAGCUUUCCUGUGAACAGCAGCGGCAGCGUGAGCAGUUUCUCCUUUCACGCAAAUCCCAGCCUCCCGUCUGGAAACGCUCCAGCUUUUGGGAGCUCUGCUGCUGCCUCCCAUCCUCCUACGUUUGGUGUGACGUCCUCCUCCAGCGUUCCCCAUCCUGCUGGGUUUGGCAGUCCUUCAGCUCCAUCCGCAGCCUCCUUCCCACUUAACACUUCUGGAACAACCAGUAGUUUUGGAACUUCUGCGCUUUCAGGCUCUGGAAGUUCUGCUGCUGCGAACUCUUCAAGCACCGCUCCACUUACAGUUUCUGGAACUCCUAAUGCAGCAACAGGAGCUUCUCCCUCAGGUUCAAGCAGUGCUUCGGUUGCACAGAGUGCCAGUGCCUCUGGACAGAAUGUAACAUCCGCGCCUUCUGCAGUCCCAAAUGGUUUUGCGUCAGGCGAGUUAUUUACUCCAAAGAGUAAAUUAUCAGCUGAAGAGUUGAAACAGUUUGAAGCAAAAAAGUUCACAUUAGGAAAGAUACCUCUUAAACCACCACCCGCAGACCUUUUAUAUGUUUAGGACUCAAGUUUAUUCUGAGUUUACAUGUCUUAGUUGUUGUUCUUUGACUUCUCCAAUAAACAAUGUUGUAAUGGA